GGAGAGGAUUCAGAGAGAGAAAGACCUAGUGAACUAGUCAGUAACAACACGCCUGCCCCUCAGGCAGAGGAAAAAGUAAGAGAUGAAAGAAGAACAAGAGAGUUGAUUAUCUAGAAAGGGUGCAUAGCUUCUCAGUGACUGUGGUGGGAUUGUGUGUUUGGGAGCCCGAACGUUUGGAUUCAGUCUGGAUGGGAAUUCCUGCUGUGCUUGUCAGAUGGGGAUUAUUCCAUGAACGGCUGGAUCUCGUUACUGAUAGCUGAUGGCGAUGACAGCCCUGUUCCGAAUGUGGGGACAUAAACCUCAAGAGGUCCAGACCAAACCUCAGACGCCAGUGGCCCAUCUGCCCAGCGAGGAUGAUGAUGAUGAUGACAAUGAGACAUUGUCCGGGAGAGCUCCGAUACGGAAUUCACGGUUUUACCGUUCAAUGAGAAAGAAAAAGUUGUCUUCGUCUUCAGAAAAACAAGAAAGCCCCACCUCCUCUCCUAAACCAGCAGUGGACCCCGCCUCCUACAAUAGACUCAGCCCCUCUGCAGCGAAUCGACUUCCCCCCUCUCCCAGAACACAUCAUCCACCUUCUCGUUCUGGAAUCUCGUUGCCGAGCAACGGGAUUACUGUGCUGGGAGGAGUUCGCUCUCGGUCUCCGUUGGCGACACCGGGAGGUUGGCUGCGUAGACAAGAAAUGGAAGAGCUGAGUGAACGGACGACAAGUGCCUGCACUAUGCAGGACAAUGACAUUCACACCACUGCCGACCCGGACAACAUCACACUCCGGCUGGUGAGGAAUGGUGACAGUCCGCAGAAGAUGGCAGUAGAGAAUUCCUGCCGCAAUCUCAACAUUGUGAAGAGUGUCGAUGUUUUGUAUCAAGAGUACCGUGACACCUCUAAGCAGCAGGAGAUCGAGCAGCGUCGACAGAGAGAUGGGCUUCCGACUGCAGGGUCAGGGGUCACGGCUGUGCCUACAUUGCAGCUGCAGCUGAGGAACAGCAUGCAUUCACUGAGCCUCUGGCAAAACCUGGAGGCUGUGAAAGACAGUGGACUACUGAAGACACUAGAGACAAAGGAGACCAUACUGCAGGAGGCCAUGUUUGAACUGGUGACCUCUGAGGCGUCAUACUACAAAAGCCUGGAGCUGCUGGAGACCCACUUUCUACGAAACCCUCUGCUUGUCAACACCUUGAGUCAGUCUGACAUGCACUUCCUGUUCUCCAACAUUGAGGACAUCAUGAAGGCAAGCGAGAGGUUCCUCAUGGAUCUGGAGCACAGGAUCGAAGAGUCCAUCCUGAUCUCAGACGUGUGCGACAUCGUUCAUUUUCACGCUGUUAACCACUUCCAAGUCUUCAUCAGCUACGUCAUCAACCAGGCGUACCAGGAGAAGAACUACCGACGGAUACUACAAGAAAAUGCUAUUUUCCGAGAGAAUAUAUCCAUUUUGGAGAAGCAGCCGAAAGUGAAGGGCCUCUCGUUUACCUCCUUCCUCAUCCUCCCUUUCCAGCGAAUCACACGACUCAAACUACUUGUUCAGAAUAUUCUGAAGAAGGUGGAGGAAAAUUCAGAGAGCGAAAAGACUGCAAUAUUAGCUCAUCAAGAGUUGGAAAGGAUUGUGAAGGAGUGCAAUGAAGGAGUGAGGAAGAUGAGUCGCACUCAAGAGCUGAUCAGCAUCGAGAAAACACUUGAAUUCAAGUCGAAGUCAGUGCCGGUGAUUUCUCACUCUCGCUGGCUCCUGAAGAAGGGUGAGGUGCAGCAGAUGUCCGGGCCCAAGAGCACCAGGACCAUGCGCAGCCGCAAGCUCUACCACCCCAUCUACCUGUUCCUGUUCAAUAACCUGCUGCUCAUCACCAAACGCAGCUCCAGUGGAGAGAAGUACCAGGUUCUGGACUCCUGCAGUCGCUCCAUGCUGAGGACUGAAGACCUGGAGGAUCAGGGGCAGAUGCUGGCCUGUGCGUUUGUGCUGAAACUGCUGGAGAACCAGGAGGACAGAGAAGUCAGCUACAUGCUCAAGACCGAAAGCAUAAGUGAUAAACUGCGCUGGAUAUACGCUUUGACUCCAAACCGCCGUACGAGAUUCCUCUCGACCAGCGCUCACCAACCAGAUUCUGCACAGGUUCAGUGUAUCCAGUCGUACUCCUCUCAGGAACCUGAUGAGCUCUCUGUAGAAAUGGCUGAUGUGCUGCACAUUCUGGAGUGUACCGAUGAUGGCUGGAUGUUGGGUGAAAGGUUGCAUGACGGCGAGCGAGGCUGGUUCCCCAUCCGCGUGGUGGAGAGGAUCAAGAGCGCAGAAGUUCGGGCUCAGAACCUUAAAGAGUGUCAGCGGAUCCAGCAGGCUCAGGAAGGAGCGCAGGGGUCCAGAGCUGCCUCCAGGGGGCGCCGCCCAGCCAAAAGCCCCCAAUACACUCCCACCUGGACCGACCUGUAGAUAAAGAACAAGAAAUGACAUCGCAAAACCACCACAACCAUCCUACGUUCUCCUAAUUCCUGACCCGGUAACCCGGAAGCGGCGCCCCCUAGAUGUCGCGGCGGACCGAUAGUCAUUCUGUGUCCAGUGUUUUAUUGAAUACAUGUCCGGCGUCACACUGAGGACUCGACAGGGUCGUGGAAGAGCUCUUGCACUAUAAGCACUUGUGUUUUUGAAUCGCUGCUUCCAUACAGUCCUAACACGCUGUUAGCAUGAAGGAUUUCAACUUUUGCAGUCACACACGGGGACCACUUUUCUGACGCAUAUGAGGUGAAGGAAAAUAAACGCUACAUCAGGACUUUUGUAAAGUCGUAAUGCUUCUCUGGAAAAGGAAUGUAUUAAUGUGCAUGGUCACACCUUACUGACAUUACAGGUUUGUGUUUUUAAACUAACCUCUGAGGACAAAGAGGAUGUACUGUACCGUAUGGAGCUCAUCCUCCUCCCAUCCACAUGAAGAACAAAACGAAAAUAAGUGAGAGAAAAUGAACAAAGUUAAUCAAAUGCACAUAUAUGGCAUUUUGAAUGCGAUUCUUUGGGGAACAUGGAGGUAAAAAAUGCAGAUGAAGAACACUGAGGCGUUUUUUUGCACGUGCUGCAUGAAAGUGUAUGAACAAUCACAUACACAUUAAACAAUGUUUUCCUACACAAACACACUACACACAAGAGAGUAAUGUUGUUAAACCAGUCUAACAACCGUGUCCUAACCAGAUGCAACAUGGUAACUUUCCAGCAACAAGCCAUUUGUCCAUACUAAAAGCGAAAAUGCUCAAUGAUGAGCCGUAAUGAAGUUUAAUAUUAACUAAUCACAUUUUUGAAUCACCUGUUUGUUUGGAUGCACAAACAAUUUAUAUAUAUAUAUUUUUUUUUUAAUAGAUUUGGGUCCAUAAGUACACGUAAAAUAUAUAAAUAUAGCAAAUAUGAGAUGCAAUUGAAUAAGAAAUAGCUUCUAACAAGAUGGCUGAUGUGAACUGUCUUUAAGGGAGAUUCACCCCAAAAUUAAAAAAAAAAAAAUUCCCUCAU
This is a messenger RNA of Sinocyclocheilus anshuiensis, 3472 nucleotides long. Its product is annotated as ephexin-1. Gene Ontology annotation, biological process: activation of GTPase activity. The record is from RefSeq and is a predicted model, not a curated record. The transcript has 15 exons. Bases 260 to 2413 code for a protein of 717 amino acids. NCBI's taxonomy places the organism in Eukaryota, Metazoa, Chordata, Actinopteri, Cypriniformes, Cyprinidae. Gene Ontology annotation, molecular function: guanyl-nucleotide exchange factor activity; protein binding.